AUCAGAAUUGGCUUAGUCAACGUGCUAUUUUAACAGCAAAAAAUAAUGAUGUUGACAAAAUUAACUUUCAGAUACAACAGUUAUUGCCAGGUGAUUUUAUGUCUUUUAAAUCAAUCGACACUACUGUCGAUGAAAACGAAGCAGUAUAUUUUCCCACUGAAUUUUUAAAUUCCCUGGAAAUACUAGGAAUGCCACCACACAAACUUCGAUUGAAGAUUGGUUUACCAGUUAUUCUUUUGCGUAAUUUGUAUCCACCUAAAUUAUGCAACGGUACACGUUUGGUAAUCAAAAGGAUCAGCGGAAAUGUUCUUGAAGCAACUAUUUUGACUGGGAAGUUAAAAGGAGAAAUUGUGCAGUUGCCACGUAUUCCAAUGAUACCAUCAGAAUCUCCUAUACCAAUUAAAAGACUUCAAUUUCCUAUUCGUUUGGCAUUCGCAAUGACCAUAAACAAGGCUCAAGGACAAACAAUGUACAUUUGUGGCUUGGACUUGGAAAAUCCAUGUUUUUCCCAUGGACAACUAUAUGUUGCAUGCUCACGUGUGGGGAAGCCAUCAAAUCUAUUUAUAUUAGCAAAAGACAGGUUAACCAAAAAUAUUGUACACCGAUUAGUUCUUAGUUAA
This is a messenger RNA of Acyrthosiphon pisum (pea aphid), 620 nucleotides long. RefSeq names its product ATP-dependent DNA helicase PIF6-like. The transcript has a single exon. The record is from RefSeq and is a predicted model, not a curated record. NCBI's taxonomy places the organism in Eukaryota, Metazoa, Arthropoda, Insecta, Hemiptera, Aphididae. The coding region runs from base 99 to 620 and encodes 173 amino acids. Gene Ontology annotation, biological process: DNA replication. Gene Ontology annotation, cellular component: replication fork.